Molecule: messenger RNA, 4741 nt
Organism: Neopelma chrysocephalum (saffron-crested tyrant-manakin)
Lineage: Eukaryota; Metazoa; Chordata; Aves; Passeriformes; Pipridae
Gene: EXOC3L1
Product: exocyst complex component 3 like 1
Exons: 14
Coding region: 1390-3708 (772 amino acids)
Biological process (GO): exocytosis; exocyst localization
Cellular component (GO): exocyst
Molecular function (GO): SNARE binding
Source: RefSeq, a predicted model, not a curated record
AGCCUGCAAAAAAGGUUAGACACUUAACUCCACACUCUCAGUCAUGCUGAGCUCCUUCCUGCCCGUCAGACCAAUUCCUGGCCAAGUACUUCACUCCCCAUCUCAUACCUCUGCUGUUCCAGCGCUUCAAGUUACAGAGACAUAACUUGUCACAAUGCCAUGGGACCACGGGAAGAAGUCACUCAUCCUUCGCUCCUUUCCUACCCUGCAACGUCCCUACUAAACACAAACCAAGCUCCAGCCAUCCUGCUCAGAGUGGAUCCAAAAAUCACCAUUCCCCUGCACCAAAGCAGUGCUAGAAAACACUAGUUCAGCAGCCUGAAAAUUCAGUGCUCCUUCAGGGUAAAAGAGACAGGGAUGGGAAGGAGAAUGCUGAGGGCUGUCUGCGUGACUGGCAACAGUUCUGUGAGGUCAAUAUUCAAAAGGCCUUUUCUAAAUCAGAUCUGAUGUUGCUUGAUAGAGAACACUUUUUUCAAGAGGCACUUGAAAAGAUACCAUUUUUCCCCUGUUUAAAAGAUAAGAUGCCAGGUGGAGAGCAAGCAUGAGCUGCCUUGCUCACACAACUCUCCUCCCCUCAGGUUUUGGGACAUAAAGAACUGCAUUGUUUUCACUACCACGUGGCAACCUGGCACCAGCAAGAGUUAAUGUGUGCACAGCCAGGACCAGCAAAGCCAGUGGCAGCAGCCAGAGCGGGUCAGCACAGGAACCACAUCCCUCCUCACUCACUCACCAGUAACGAGCCGGGACUUUGGAGACCCUGCACUGCACAGCUGAGCAAAUCACAGUAACCAACAUGAGCCCACUUAAUGGACAUCUGAAGCAGGAAAAUAUUGCCAAGUCCAAAGAGACAACGAUUUGGCACAGGCAAGGAGCCAGGAGACUCCUCCAGCCCCUGCAUGGUCGGGGCUUUCUGGCACUUGUCUGCUGCCUGUGAAGGGUCAGAGCACUUGCACACAUGCCCAUGUAAGAGGCAUUUGUAUAAACCAUAGCAAAGGGACUUCACUUAUAGAAAAAGCCUGGGAUUAGUUACUUCCUCUAGGUGAAGAUCUUAAAAAAUGAAGAAGCAAGACGCAUUCACAGGGCACUUCUCCACAGGCUAAAGGCAUCGGGGACAACUCUGGCAGGUGAAUGUGACCACGCUCCCCCUCCUGGUGUGUGCUGGGAGGUCUAAGCGCUCCAGGUAGGAACAGUUCCUAUAGGUCUCGGAGGCUUUACAGGGCUGGAUCAUUAUGAUCAAGUAGCACCUUGGUGAGGGGCAAGAGCGCAGAAGAGAACGGGGCAGUCAAACCGGGUUCCAAAUGAAGCACACAAACACCUGCAACGCCAGGCAAGGUUCCGGGGAGGGCAGAGCGGCUGGGACAGCCCGAUGGGGUGGGGAGAAGGGCUCGGAUGGAAGAGCAGGAGAGCCCUGCCCUGGCCCCCGCAGCUCCACACAGCCCGGACACCAUGGGCAUGUCUGCGGAGGACGAGCGCGCCGCCAGCCCCAGAGACGAGGAGUGGCCGGAAGCAGAGAAGGCUGAGAAGCUGGCGAGAGGAGCCGCUCUGAAAUGGGCUUCAGGGGUGUUUUACCGCCCCGAGAAACUGGAGGGGCUCGGGCAUUACCGGAGCCGAGAGACACAGAGGAACAGCUCCAUCCAGUCCCGGCUGAAGUCAACCGUCCAGUCCUACCUGGAGGGGGUGAGUGCGGGGCUGGAGCAGCUGCGGUCGGCGGCGCAGGAGGUGCAGAGCGUGUGCCAGGACCUGGGGGCUGCGCGCUGGGCCUUGCUGGACAGCGCCGACCACUUCCAGGGCCUGCAGCAGAUGAGGGCGCUGGUGGAGGAGCACGUCCAGCUGGCCUCCGUGGUCCAGGUGCUGCCACAGAUCUUCUCGGUGCACGAGGUUUUUUCCCAUACCCUGCAGCUGCUCCACGGGCAGCGCCUGCUGGAGGCCCACGCGGAGCUCAUGAUGGUGGAGCACCUCCGGGAUGACAUCCUCUCCCAGCUGCACCUCCGCGGGCUCUCCAGCGCCCAGACAACCGUGCUGUCCUACUUCAGCGGCCUGCAGCAGCUCAACGAGACCCUGGCCAGGCAGCUGUGGGACAUCGUGGGCAGCAGCCUGCGGCUGGUGCGGGAGGACCCCGUCCUGUUCGUCACCGCUGUACGGAUCAUCGAGCGGGAGGAGAAAAUAGAUGAUACUCUGCUCCUGGAGGCCACCUUCCUGCCCCCUGGCCGCCCAAAGGGCUGGAGGCAGAAGUUCUACCACGUCCUCCAGGGCACCAUCACAGGGCCCCGCUUCCGUGCUGCUCACGUGGAGGCGGAGGGGCCGGGGCUGGCCAGGCACCUGGCAGCGCUGCAGAAGGACAUCGUGUCUGAGCUGCGGGUGGUGAAGGACCUGAUGGUCCAGUGCGUCCCAGCUCACUACAACAUCCUCGGUGUCUGCACUGCCACCUACCACCAGGCCCUCACCAGCCACCUCCAGGAGAUCCUCCGGGAGGACCUGGACAAACAGGGGCUCUUCCUCCUCCUGGAAUGGGCGCUCCAUGUGUACCACAGCCCAGAGAUGAUGGGUCACCCUGACCUUCUCCCAGAAGUGGAUGUUUCUGCUCUGGGUCCCUUGAUGUCCCCUGAGCUUGUGGAUCAGACAGAGAGGAGAUACGUGGUGAAAGUCAAGGCCAGCGUGCUAGAGUGGAUGCAGAGGACCCUGGAGGUGGAGUUCAAGGAAUGGUUCAGGGAAGAGGAACCCGAGACAGACCACCAGGGAUUCUUCCAGUCAGCCCUGCCUGCCAUUGUCAUGCAGAUGCUGAAUGAGAACAUCCAGGUCGCUUCCUUGAUCAAUGACUCUCUGCAGCAGAAGGUUUACAACAUGGCCUUGGAGGAGCUCGAGGCAUUUCUGGGCCGCCUGCGGGAAGCCCUGGUGCAGUGCGGGAAGGAGCACCAGCAGGACCGGGCCGUGCCCAAGUACUACGUCUCCUACCUCCUGGCCAUGCUCAACAACAACCUGGCUCUCAGCAACUCUGUCUCCUCCCUGCACCCCGACACUGCCCACAGAGAAGUCCCUGCAUCCCUCCGGGCUGCUCUAGACAGGAUGCAGAAGAAAGCCUGUCAGCUGCUGCUGGAGGAGCUGCUCCUGGACCUGCAGCCCCUCUGCCUGCAGCUGCCCUCCCGCAAGUGGCUCUCUGGGUCCCAGCUCGUCGGCAGCAUGUGUGAAGUGAUUGACAAGUAUGCAAAGCACUUCUCCCACGUCAGGAAACCCGUCUUCACGCUCCUGCUGAUGGAGAGCGAGCUGCUGGUGGCGAGCCAGUACCUGCGGGCGCUCAUGCAGAGGAAGAUGGUGUGCAAGAGCGAGGAGGAGCGGGGCCAGCUCUGCGACCGCCUGCUGCAGGACACCACACAGCUCCGGGAGCUCUUCUGUGGCCUGGGCCUGGAUCAGAGCCAGCAGAGCCUGGAGGCCGUCUUUGCUCUGCGGGAGCUGAUCUGCCUCAAAGACCCAGCACUACUCAGCCUGGAGGUGCUGGGCUUCAUCACCAAGUACCCCGAUGCCAGCGACGAGCACAUCUCCACCUUGCUGGACCUCCGGGGUGACGUCUCCAAGGAAGUGCGGCAUGUGGUGCUGGAAAUGAUGGCUCAGCACCCCCAGGUCCUGCCCGAGGGCUACCGGCCCAUCUUCAGCACCAUCCUGGUGCCCGUGCCAGAGCUGCCCUUCUGCCUUCGCAAGGGCAAGUGUGCCUGACACUGCCCCUCAGCCAGCUCCCCCUGCCCACUGCCCCGGCACAGGGAUGGACCACGGGGGCAUCUCUGCAGCUGCACAGGGGGAACGGAGGUGACACGUGGCAUCCCCUGCACGCAGCACCUUGUCCUGCGUUGGGGACAGUCUGGAUAUGUGCCAUCCUCCUCUGGUCUUGCCUCACUGAGCAGACUGUCUCCUGCAAGCACCAGUGCUGGGAUACCUGGAUCAGGGGAAAUCCAGCCUGUAGCUGUUUUGCUGGCCUGCUGGGACAGUGACUGAGGGCUGCUCAGGCCUGGCCUGUUGCCUGCAGGAGGAAGAGGUGUUGCAGACCAGACAAGAGUUUGCAGCUGGGGCAAAUCCAUGUCUCCAUGGGGCUGUAGGGAUAUUUGGGUUUCUCCAAGUGUCCAGACAGCUCCCUGAGGCAGCAGGUCCAGGCCAUGGAUAUGGAGCCUGCUACCAUCCCAGCUUCCAGGCAGACUGGAGUCUUACUGGGAGCAGGCUGGCAGGAGGGUUUUAGGCACAGGAGGUCCUCUGGGCUCAGCCCUGACUCCAGCCUGGGUCCUGCAUGGCUGGUGGGGAGCAGCUCAGCCAGUUCAUCGUGGCCCACGGGCACGGAGAAGGGCACCCAGGGUGGUCUCCCUGCCCUGGGCAGUGCCAUCAGCUCUGAGUUCCUGCUCACCUGCCAGACUUCCUGGCUCUGGCUCGUUUGCCAGUGUCCAAAACAGGACUGGAGUCCAAGGCUCUCCACCUGCUGUGUCUGCUGUGUCGAGCAUCCUCCUGCUCCAAGGUUCCUCCGUGAUGGGCAGCAAUGCCCUGAGCACUGGCUCUCCCUCCAUCCUCUGCUGCUGCCCGGCCCUUGGCUGUCUCCUCCCCAGGUGCCAUAAGAAGAUCAGGAGCAGCCUGUGUCCAUCCUUGUGCCCAGCCCCUGCAGUGCCCUGGGAGACCUCCAUGCUCUGCCACGCUUCCUUCCCUGGGGUGGGCUGCAUCCUGCUGUCCUUGUGUGGCACCACUGCUGGAAAUAAAGGCCUGAACUGUG